Messenger RNA from Capronia coronata CBS 617.96, 2496 nucleotides. RefSeq lists its product as uncharacterized. Lineage: Eukaryota; Fungi; Ascomycota; Eurotiomycetes; Chaetothyriales; Herpotrichiellaceae. Gene Ontology annotation, biological process: glucan catabolic process. The record is from RefSeq and is a predicted model, not a curated record. Bases 1 to 2496 code for a protein of 831 amino acids. Gene Ontology annotation, molecular function: hydrolase activity, hydrolyzing O-glycosyl compounds. The transcript has 9 exons.
AUGGCAGUCCAUUCGUUCCUGGGUUUUCAUUUUCUGUCUGCAUUGCUUUUCUAUUUCAGUCAUGUCUUGUGCCAAACUGGUUCGGUUUAUCAACUUGACUCCGAGUACUCCGGAACCAAUUUCUUCGAUGGAUGGGACUUUUACACCGGAGGUGAUCCUACAGGCGGCUUUGUUACAUACUACAGCCGGUCUUCUGCCCAACUCACCGGCCUGAUCAAUUCCAGUGACAGCUCCCCCGUUUAUAUUGGCUCCGACUAUACGAAUACCAUUUCGUCCACCAGUGCCGCCGGUAGACCCAGUGUCAGGAUAUCAACUCAGCGAUCGUGGACCCAUGGACUCUUUAUAGGAGAUUUCAAUCAUGCUCCCGGAGGAGUUUGUGGCAGUUGGCCAGCAUUUUGGACCCUUGGGCCCAAUUGGCCUUACAAUGGCGAAAUCGAUAUCAUGGAAGGCGUCAAUCUCGUCACUCACAACGGAAUGACUUUGCAUACCAACCCCAAUUGCACGAUUGCCGGUGAUCCCAGAACCAUGACAGGACAGUUGCAGACCACAAACUGUGCAUACUAUCCUGGUUACAAUGUCGGAUGUGGCAUCAGUGACAAUCGACCAGCCAGUUUCGGCGCCGGCUUCAACGCGGUAGGAGGUGGUGUCUAUGCCAUGCAAUGGACAUCCGACUACAUUCGAGUCUGGUUCUUCCCACGCGGGUCCAUCCCUUCAGACAUACUGGCCAGAACGCCCAAUCCUGCAAAUUGGGGUCUUCCGGCUGCCAACAUGCAAGGCUCCUGUGUCAUAGACAGCCAUUUCCAAGCACACAAGAUCAUCUUGAAUAAUGCGUUUUGCGGAGAGUAUGCCGGGGCCGCGAGUGUGUGGAAUUCUUCUACAGGCUCUUGCGCCACGUCGACAGGAUACUCUACCUGCAACGAAUAUGUCGCUUCUGAGCCUGACGCGUUUCGGGCAUCAUAUUGGAGCAUCAACUCCAUCCGAGUCUAUCAGCUUGCCGGCGCCAGCCCAAAUGCAACCUCUUCAUCAACUCCAUACAUAGCAAGCGACCAACCCGCACAGUCCACGGUCAUAUCAACAAGCAGUGCCGCCACUCCCACUCCAACCACCUCUCUUUGUCCGGCCUACAACUUCACUGUGGUUCAAUCCGGCACAUUUAAAUACGAGAUUGAAUGCGGUGUGAAUCCUGGAGGGUCUGACAUUGGUCGUCCGUAUCCCAACUACGUGGUCAACUCGUUCGAAGACUGCGUGGCAGGCUGCAGCUACUGGAACGUCAAUAUCACAGCCAACAUCUGUGGUGCCGUCACAUAUCAAAUCAGCAGCAAGGCCUGUUACUGGAAGAGGAACGUUGGAAGUACACCCAUGAACUCGGGGUAUAACGGCGCCAGGCUCAUCUACUACGCCUACCCGCAAGUCACGGACAAUCCCAACAUGGUCACCUCCAGUACAAGCAGCACCUCCUAUGUGGCCACGUCGGUUACGCCGCAAACAUAUGUCAACCCAUCGGUUUCGACUUCAACCUCCUUCUCGCUGAUCACAGGUACCCCGGCGUAUUCGAAUACGGAUGGAUACGUCGACUGGAAUGACUUCUUCAAGUCGUUCUGUUUCAACCGCUUCUUCAACUACGACCACAAGCAGCAGUGUGUCUCGGUCCAGUUCGGCUACCCCUGGUUUGAUCUCAUCGACGUCUUCAACCACUCGGCCAUCCAGCAGUACCGUGACUGCGUCCAGCUCUAUCACUACAUCCCCAACAUCAGCACCUCAGACAACGACUACAGCAGGCCAGUCAACAACCUCAUCUCGAACUUCCAUCUCGUUGUCCACCUCCUCGACACAGAGAAGCACAGCAACGACCUCGUCUUCGUCUUCUGCAACCACAACUCGACAGUCAACAACCACAAGCCAACAAACUCCGACUCAAGUGCCGAGCACUUCGUCAACCACGCAGAGCAUACAGCAGUCUCCCACGACGACAACAACAACAACAACAACAACAACAGUCAAUCUCGGCACAACGAGUCAAAGUACAAGUCAGACCCAACCAUCUUCGCCAUCGAGUUCAUCCACACACACUUCAGCCGGGACGGGCAGCACAUCGACCAUUCCACCUCCGCCCCCAAUGACGAGUCCUUCAUCGUCAACCUCCUCGUCCUCACCAGCACACUCACAGCCACCGACGUCGUCUUCAACCUCACCAACAGCCUCGCCAAUCGCAACAUCAAGCACAUCUCACUCUACCUCAUCCUCUUCGCCGACAAGUUCUCUAGUGGCGAGAAGCAACACCAGUACGCAGCAGUCUUCCACGUCGGUCACGACCAUGGCGCAAGAGACUUCGUCAACAACCCAAACGACCUCUCCGUCGACAUCAACGACAGACCCUCCUCUCGGCCCUUCCGAAUUCGCUUCCUUCGCUUAUGCAGGCUGUUUCGGUCCGCGUCCGGGCUCGCCGUUUGCGAAUUCGCUCUUGCUCGUCGAGACUUCCGAGGUCAUGUCCAUUGA